Gongylonema pulchrum is the source of this 516-nucleotide messenger RNA. Lineage: Eukaryota; Metazoa; Nematoda; Chromadorea; Rhabditida; Gongylonematidae. The record is from the annotation of a GenBank genome assembly.
AUGGCUGAAGAGAAAUCGUCGCUUGCUGAAGUUCAGGAAGCACCAGCUUCUGAAGCUGCGAGCACUGAAAAGGAGAAUUCACCAUCAGCGAGUGUUGAAAUACAGACGGAUGUAACGGCGCCCCCGAAGAUACCCAAACUGCGAAUACGAGAUACGAAAGGCGCGAAGCGAGCCGAAAUCUGUUUUCGCUAUUUGGCUGGACGCCUUGAGAAUGAGAAAAAUGAUCAAUACAAGUAUUACUACUACUGUCGUUUACUUGAAAACGAAGAAAUGAUCAGAUCUGCCCUUAAGUAUUACAUAGACGAAGUGCUUGACAGUCCCAUCUAUGCUUACAAUACAGACGACGCAGAGCUUUUGGAGCAAUUAGAAGAGCUACUUAAAAGGAUCGAUAUGCCGGAAGAGGACAGUUGGGAGGAUGAAGCGAUGGAAUUUUCGAAGAUGGACGCUACAGACAAGGAAUUGAUAAAUGCAGCGGAGGAAUACCUCUUAUACAGAUAUGGCGUGAGCCCUGUUUAG